This is a messenger RNA of Sorex araneus (European shrew), 225 nucleotides long. Its product is annotated as protein WFDC10B. The transcript is spliced from 2 exons. The record is from RefSeq and is a predicted model, not a curated record. NCBI's taxonomy places the organism in Eukaryota, Metazoa, Chordata, Mammalia, Eulipotyphla, Soricidae. Bases 1 to 225 code for a protein of 74 amino acids.
AUGGCAACACAGACUCUGAUUCUCUUCUUGAUCCUCUGUGUGCUGGUGCUACCGGUCCGGGGAGGAAUACGUAGAUUGAAGAAGAUUCAGAAUAAAAAUGAGUGUGAUGUGAAACCCAGCGUUGAUCUUUGUACCAGACACUGUACAAUUUUCCUGGAGUGUGAAGAAGCAAAUACGACAUGCUGUUUAGCCUACUGCGGGAAUAUUUGCGUGAAAACCCCAUGA